AUGACCAAGAAAAGAUACAAUCCUAAGACGAUUGAAAAUUAUCGAAGAAACUAUCAUAUAGAUAAUAAUUUAUUUGUUGAGAAUGAAUCAGAAUCUCUAACGGGGUGCCAUAUGGGUGAUCAAACGCAUGCUGCCUCAACCUUUCGUGAAUCAUGGGUUAACAGAGGGAGCCUAAAUGCAUUAGGUGUAAGGUCGAGCAGAGUGUUAAUUGGAGAUGCAAAUAUAAGUAUUGAACCCAAUUAUGAACUUUUUGAUGACAGAGAAGAAGAUGGGCUAAGGGAAAAUUACCAUUCUCCUAAAAAACAUCUACAUGAAAUAUUUCUCGAUAGCAAUUUUCAAAAACAUUUAGAUGAUUCAAUAAACAAUAAUAGAUGUGUGCGAAAGGAUAACAUGCAAGCUAGUGAAAACGGUAAUAAUGACAGAAGUAUGACGAGGGAGUCAUUUGAUUCGUUAAGUUUUGAUAACGAUUUUAAUCAAUCAAAUGAGACUCCAAAUGAUCAAAAUCAGUUAGAAAUGAGGUCCGACGCCAUGCAAGAUUACAUUAACGUUAAAGAAGACAUUGAUGACAAAGAAAUGGAUGAGAGUUUUGUAAAUAGUUGCAUUUAUCUAGAAAAUGAUAGCAGAAAUGCUAAUAAUAAAGGACUUAAUCCAAAUUAUAAUUCUUUGAUGAAUGAUAAGGAAUCAUCCGGUUCAGCAAAUGUUGACAAGGAAGAUAGCUCAAGUAGCCCAGGAGCUGGUGACAAUAUUUCUUCAAAACGAUUGGAAGCUUUAAAUAAUGACAAUAACUUUAAAGAAAAUUGUGAUGAAACAGAACUCGAUGAAGAUUUUGAAAUGAAUUAUUCAUCAUUACAAUUUGAUAGCCAUGAAAACAGGAAACUUGAUAAUUUUAAAUCUAAUGAUAAUGUGAACAAUAAUGUAGCUUUUGAAAAAAUGAAGGAUAGUAAUAGCAGCUCAAGUAAACAAUUUGAUGUAGAAAGUGUUAAUGUCAGUUUUGAUGAAUCUCACGAUACGUUAAAACAGUACAGUGAUUUUCAAGACAAAGUUAAUAAUAUAAAAAUCGAUGAUGAUUUUAAGGGAGGAUUUUACUCAUUAAAACGAGCUAGUAAUCUAAAUGCGUCUUUUGGUAAAAUCAAGGGUGACAUUAAUCGAAACCAGGGAUUUAAUAAAAAUAAUAAUGUUCCUAGUGCUGCUAAUUUUGAACAAAAUUAUGAAGAAUUAUCUAAUAAUGAAGAUUCGGACAUAAGACCUGAUUCACUGAAGAAUUACAACGAUUUUAUGGGAGAAGUUAAUGCAGAAACACUUGAUGAUGACUUUGAAAAGGGAUAUAUGGCAUUAAAUCCUGAUGAUGGCGUAAACACACAGGUGGAGCCACAAAGAGCAGAUGCAAAGGAAGUUAAUGAAAUAGCUGAUAAAUUCCAAAAUGAAGAUAAUUUGGGGAAUAUAUUUGAAAAAUAUAUGGGAUAUAACGAAUUUAAGGAGUUACACAGUUUAUUAAUGCGUACUGUUAAUAUGGACAAGCAUUUUGAUAAAAUUAAUGAUAAUGAUAAUUAUGGUAAAAAAUAUAAUUCAUUAAUAUUUGAUGGAAGCGCUGCUCAUAAUCCACAGGACGAGCAAAAUUCGGAUGAAAAUAGUGAUCAUCUUGAUGAAAAAGAUUCAGAGAAAACACUUAAUGCAUUGGAACAUUAUAAUGCUUUUACGGGACAAGUGAAUGGAGAAAAACUUGAUGAUGCUUUUGAAAAUGAGUUUAAUAGAUUAUGGGAUCACGAUAUUUUUAAAAAUGGGGAAUAUCCUUCAAAAGGUACUCCACAGAAUGGCAAGAAAAAAAGUGGAAAAAUGAAUGGGGGAAAUAAUGCAAGCAGACGAUUUGAGGGAUCGAGAAGGGAUCAGAACAAUUAUAAUAACCCCGUUAAUAGAUCCCCAGUUGAUGGUAUAAAUUAUAACAACCGAAAUAAUAUAUAUAGAAACAAUAGAAGUGAUCGUCAAAUCCCAUUGGAUGUAUUGAUAAGCGAGCAAGAUUAUUCCUAUGAAUUUUUUGAUAUCUUUAACGGUAUGAACAAAUUUGGAAAGCAAAUUGACCUAUCAAAGCUUUACGAAAACAGUGAUAACGAACAGUCAUAUGGAUCGAAAAGUGAAGAUGAUGGAAACGACGAUUGUGAAUAUGCAGGUGAUGAAUAUGAAGAUGAGCAUGCUGAAGGCGAAUAUAAAAGGUAUGAUGAAAAUAACAAACGAGAUUAUGAUGCCCAAGGUGUUUACAGAUAUGAUGAUAAUCGUAUAAAUGUAUUAAAACAAGACGAAAUUGCUAGGGAAUCCCAAGAACUAGGAAAAUAUAACGAUCGUACUGAAACAGUGACGACCGUGCUAGAAAGUACAGGAAAUGCUAUCGAACAAUUCGACGGUACCUUAAAAGACAAUGCUAGUAUUAAGGAACAACUUAAUGAUGCAAAAAAUUACCAAGAUAACAAACAAUUUGGUAAGUCAAAAGAUGAAGAGCGAGUUAGCAUCACAUAUGAUGAAUUGGAUGAUGACACCAUUAGCUCUAUAUCUCACAAAUCAGAGUAUGAUGACAAAAGAAGCUAUGUAACUUAUAAAUCCAGACGAAUUGAUGAAACAUACAACGGUGCAAUUCAUAAAUCAAAAAUGGCUGAUGACCAAAGGAGCGAUCUAACAAAAAAAUUAAAAAGGAUUGAUGACAGAGAUAGUGAUAUCCAUGAUCACUCAAAAUAUGGAGAUAGAAAUGGUGACAAAAAUGAUGACGGAAAUGACGACAAAAGUGAUGACGGAAAUGACGACAAAAGUGAUGACGGAAAUGAAGACAAAAGUGAUGACAAAGAUAGCUUUAUAGAUGGUAGCUCCAAAAAUGAUGACUAUACUAGUACUAUAUCCGAUAACUCCAUGGAUGAUAGAAAUAAGAGAAAUUCCCAUACCUUUAAAAAGGAUAACGCUAAUUUCAAAAAGGUGACCACUGAAGCAAUUAACACAGAUAAUGACCAGAAUAAACUUUUGAAUGCUAUGCAACUUACUGAGGAUUUUAAAAGAAAGUUUAAUAUUUUAAAAAAUGCUGGUGCUACAGAGAAAAGAUGCGACGCAUUAAAACAUUAUGAGAGGUUUAAAAAGGAGAUCCUUAAUAUACAACUUGAAAGAGAUUUUGUGCAUGGAGUUAAUAGAUUAAAGCCUCGUUGCAAUAAUAAAAAAUUGUUAUAUGCAUCAACAGAGGAAUAUGAAGACUCAUGUGAUUCAUCAGAGGAUGAAGAUUAUUCUGAUAGUCAAUCUGAUAGAUACACAAAUGAUGACGAGGAUAAAACAAAUUGUGAUAAUACCUUAAUUGAGGACUAUUCUGACAGCCAAUCUGAUAGAUUAACUAAUGAUGAUAGGAAUAAAAAAGAGCCUAAUAUGGAAAAGGAGGAUAACUAUUCUGAUGGUCAAUCUGACAGAUUAACGCAUGAUGAUAGGAAUAAGAAAGAGUCUAAUAUGGAAAAGAAGGAUAACUAUUCUGAUAAUCAAUCCGAUAUAUUAGGACGAAAUAAUAGAGAUAAGAAAGAAUUAGAUAAGAAAAAAGGAGGUAAGUAUUAUGAAGACACCCAUUCCAUUCGUGAUAAUUAUGAUUCUAAAAGCCAAUGUAGCGUAUUAAAAAAGAAAAGCAGCCCUAAAAAAAGUUGUGAUAAAUCAAACAUUGAUACUGAUUUCGAUAAUUCUAGAAGAUCAUUUGAACUUUCGAAAGAUAAUAAGCUGGUCAAGAAAAGAUCUGAAAAAUCAAAGGAUGGUAGUGUUUGCUAUGGUUCCAAGAAGUCACUUGGUGUAAGAAAAGAUGGUAACAUGGAAAAGAAAAAUUUGGAUAAAAUAAACGACCACGAUGAUUAUUAUUAUGGUUCUAAGCAGUCAUUUGUUUCUUCAAAAGUAAAUAAUGAUGUGUCUAAUAAAACUUAUGACAAAUCACGCGAUACUACUGAUAAGUCUGAGACUAGGAGCUUAUAUAGUGUAUUAAGUAGAAAUAGAUAUAGGAACAGCCAUGAUAAACCAGGUGCUCCUUCUGACUAUUAUGGUUCAAAGGCUUCAUUUAAUGCAUCCAAAGAAAAUAAGAUGGUUAAGAACAUUUCUGAUAAACCAAACGAGGUGUGCGAUUCUGCAAAAGCAUCAAAUGUGUUAAAGAAUACUGAUUCGAGUUCAAAGAGAAGCGUUAAUAAAAUAAACAAUGAAAAAAAGGGAAAAGGAAAUGAUAAAGUUGAUUCCCAUUCUGUGAAAUCCUCACAUUCAUUAAAAGACAAACCCCAAGAUAAAAACAAGUCAUCUAAUUCAUUAAAAUCAGAUCACAGCAAUUUAGAUGAUCUAUAUGACGAAUUAGAUGAUGCUUACACCAUGAAUAAACGACAUGAGGCAUUAAAAUACAAUAAAGAAGACUUCUACAAGUUAUAUGAUGAUUUAAAAUAUGAUGAAAAAGAAUUUGAUACACUUUAUAAGGUAGUGGAAAGUUAUGAAAAAGUUGAUAAAAAGAAAUCCAAUAGAUCAAGAGACAACGAUAACAACUCUGUAAAAUCAGAUGAAGAAUCAGAAAAGGAUAAUGAUUCUUUGAAGUCUGCUUACACCUUCAAACGUAAAAGUUUUGCUCAUAAAAAAUCGGACUUAUUAAAACGCAAUGAUAAAACUAUGGAGAUAGAGCAAACAUUCAGACGUAGCGAACAAGAUUUUAUAAACCCUGAUGAAUUCAGACGUGAUAGAAAUUAUAAAGAUUCAAAUGAUAAAGAGAGAAAUAAUAGAGAAGACGAUUAUAGAGGAGAUAAUAAUAGAAGAGAUGAUCGUAGAAGAGAUGAUCGUAGAAGAGAUGAUCGUAGAAGAGAUGAUCGUAGAAGGGAUGAUCGUAGAAGGGAUGAUCGUAGAAGAGAUGAUCGUAGAAAGGAUGAUCGUAGAAAGGAUGAUCGUAUAAGAAAUAAUAAUAGAAGAUGGGACGAUGAUAAAGGAAUGGACGAUAAUAGAAGAAAUCAUAAUGUAAAAACUCGUAACAGAAGGAAUGAUAUAGAUGUUGACUAUGAAAGGAGCUUAGGAAAUAUAAAAAGGAAUAAAAAGAGCUUUAUAAAAAAGGUAUUUACAGAAAGAGAUGAAAAUGAACCUGUCAAAUCAAGAAUGUUUAAUAAGAAAAGUUUAUUCAUAAAGACUUUAAAAUUUAUGCAAAAAAUAGAUUCCAAGUUUGAAUUAGAAAUAAUAAAAUCAUUGAAAAGUUCAAAAAGGAGUGAUACUUUCUUGAUUAAGCCAGAAACGAAAUUAAAUAAAUUUUUUUAUUACGCCAAGAAAUAUAAAAUACUUUUUCCAAUUUUAUUAACGUUACUAUGUUUAUUCAUAUUUUACGUAGCCAAUUUAUCAAAUUUAGCCUUUGGUACUGUUUUCGUACUUCUCGGCAUGAUACUUUAUUAUAAUACGAAAUUAUUAAAGUGUCGUGAAAUGGGUAAACUGUUUAGAUCUUUUAGCGAAAGCAACAAAUUCGAAAUAAGUUAG
Plasmodium cynomolgi strain B is the source of this 5484-nucleotide messenger RNA. Its product is annotated as Pv-fam-d protein. The transcript is spliced from 2 exons. The record is from RefSeq and is a predicted model, not a curated record. Bases 1 to 5484 code for a protein of 1827 amino acids. Lineage: Eukaryota; Apicomplexa; Aconoidasida; Haemosporida; Plasmodiidae.